This is a messenger RNA of Quercus robur (English oak), 2055 nucleotides long. Its product is annotated as RNA polymerase sigma factor sigE, chloroplastic/mitochondrial. Bases 220 to 1773 code for a protein of 517 amino acids. The transcript has 6 exons. Lineage: Eukaryota; Viridiplantae; Streptophyta; Magnoliopsida; Fagales; Fagaceae. Gene Ontology annotation, molecular function: DNA-binding transcription factor activity. The record is from RefSeq and is a predicted model, not a curated record. Gene Ontology annotation, biological process: regulation of DNA-templated transcription; DNA-templated transcription initiation.
UUGAUUUAUCAAGAGUUACAAAUUUUUGUGGACACCGUAAUUCACGUAUUUUGACGAGUUUCGUACAUAAAAACUCACAAAAAUUCCUCAGUUAGAGAUUCCAGAGUAUUCAACAAACCUGUGUCAAACUCUGCAACUUGGAUCAGACAGUAUCAUCAGUAUCAGGUGGAUUUGGGAAGCUGUCAUUCACCUUUUGAAACUUUGCUUGAGCAACUUGGCAUGGGAGUUGUGACUGUUUCUAGCUCAGCUUCUCGAACUCCAUUAGGACUGGGUGCAAAAUUCUCAGGUCAACGCUCUACAUUGAAAAGACCCUUGAUAGUAGCAUUCAAAGUAGAUAAACCCAAUAGCACAGCAUCAGGUGCACCUCAGGCGCAAAUCCCUCUGCCCAUAGAAAUUCAUAAGGAUCACAAAAAGAGACUAGUAAAAGCUAAUAAACCUUUGAGAAGAGUAAAAGCUGUCCUUACAGAUGAAGCUUCUCCGUGUACCUUGGAAGUGGAUUACAAUGAAGCCGCCGCCCAACUUGAAAACAUAUACAAGCUUAGCCCAACAACGGAUACUUCUGAUGUGGAAAAUUUAGAUGGCACAAGAAAAAGCCGAGGAAGGAGGAGGAAGAAUAUUGAAGGUGAUUCAAAAGCAGAAAAUAGAACUAGUAAUAGUAUUAUCAAGAACCGAAUAAAGAAGGUUCAGAGAUUGGGUCUUGACAAAAGGAUUGCAUUGAAAAAGAACAAAGAAAAUGAAGUGGUUCCUCUAUUACGGAAGAGAAAAGUUAUUAAGAAUGAAAAUGUGAGGAUUGAGAAGCUUGUAAGGGAGUACUCGGCUUCUACUGAUUUGGUCAGUUUGGACUGGAGAAAGAUGAAGAUACCUCCAGUUCUUCCUUCUUCAGAGCAUGCUUGGUUGUUCAAGUUGAUGCAACCAAUGAAGGCACUCCUUGAAGUAAAAGAUAAUUUGCAAAAAGACUUGGGAAGAGAACCAACAGAAGGCGAAUUAGCUGAAGCAACAACUAUGAACGUGGUUCAAGUACGAAAACACAUGGAGGUUGGUCGAGCUGCAAGAAAUAAGCUUAUUAAGCACAAUCUCCGUCUCAUUUUGUUUGUAAUAAAAAAAUAUUUUCAAGAAUUUGCAAACGGACCAAAAUUUCAAGACCUUUGUCAGGCGGGAGUGAAGGGACUCAUUACAGGAAUUGAUCGUUUUGAACCAAAAAGGAAAUUCCGGCUCUCAACUUAUACUCUCUUUUGGAUCAGGCAUGCCAUUAUACGCUCCAUGACACUCUCAAGCUUUACUCGUGUUUCAUUUGGCCUUGAAUCAGUUAGAGUGGAAAUCCAGAGAGCCAAACUUGAGUUGUUGUUUGAGCUUCAUAGAUUACCAACAAAGGAAGAGAUAAUAAAAAAAGUGGGGAUCUCGCCUGAGAGGUAUCAUGAAGUUCUGAAGGCCUCAAAACCUGUUUUGUCUCUACAUUCAAGGCAUGCAACCACACAAGAGGAGUACAUAAAUGGGAUCCCGGAUGUUGACGGUGUUGGAGCUGAUAACUGGAAGCAACCUGCUCUUCAAAGGCUUGCUCUUGACGAUGUGCUUGAUUCCUUGAAGCCCAAGGAGAGCUUGGUUAUCAGACAGAGAUAUGGGCUUGAUGGUAAAGGUGAUAGAACAUUGGGAGAGAUUGCUGGCAACUUAAAUAUUUCAAGAGAAAUGGUUCGGAAGCAUGAAGUUAAGGCUUUCAUGAAGCUCAAGCAUCCAGCUCGAGUGGAUUAUCUUCGCCAACAUAUAAGCAUAAACUGAUCAACAUCAUAUGUUUCUCUAGUAUAUAACUUUCCUUCUAAAUGAUUUCUGAUUACCAAGUCCUACUGCAGACUAAUGAUCUGUAUUAUAGUCUUUUUACUGCCCAAACAUUGUCUCCUCCCUCCACCAAAAAGAAAAACAAAACCUAGAUGAACAUAGAAGUCCAAUACCAUGUAAUUAAGUUUUAAAACUCAAUAUUGUAAAGGGGUGAAACUCAGAUACAGUUACUUAAAUGCAGUAAAUUAGAUUCUCCAAUGAAAUUCAAAUACAUGGUUGCAUUGA